Molecule: messenger RNA, 1452 nt
Organism: Spinacia oleracea (spinach)
Lineage: Eukaryota; Viridiplantae; Streptophyta; Magnoliopsida; Caryophyllales; Amaranthaceae
Product: ubiquinone biosynthesis O-methyltransferase, mitochondrial
Exons: 9
Coding region: 139-1137 (332 amino acids)
Biological process (GO): ubiquinone biosynthetic process
Cellular component (GO): mitochondrion
Molecular function (GO): polyprenyldihydroxybenzoate methyltransferase activity; 3-demethylubiquinol 3-O-methyltransferase activity
Source: RefSeq, a predicted model, not a curated record
GGGAGUAAAUAAAAAAGACUAGUGAGCACGUGGCCACCUCCUUCUCCGCCUGUUGACGCGCGCACCUCCUCUCUUUUCACACACUUUUUCAUACUACAUGCGGUUUCUCUCUUCCCAAAAUCUCAAACUCCACCAAAAAUGGCGGCGAGACUCUUAACUCGACUCCGCCACCACGCCAACACCGCUAACCUCCCCCAUUUUCUCUCUCCCCAACUGAUUCCUCGCCGGGAAAUUCUUCAACGACUUUCAUUGACAACCAUUCAAUUCCAGCGUUUCUCCGAUGUCGCGCGACCUUUGCCGAAAGAACUCACUACCUCCGAAGAAACCCCUCCAGCAAUUCUCAGUGAGACUAAAAGUAGCGUCAACGGGGCUAGGGUUUCAAUCAAAUCGUCUUUGAAUGAGGCCGAGCUUGCAAAAUUCUCCGCCAUUGCUGAAACCUGGUGGGAUGCUGAAGGACCAUUCAAACCAUUGCAUGCUUUAAAUCCAACAAGGCUUGCCUUCAUACGUUCCACACUUUGUCAUCAUUUCAGAAAAGAUCCAGACUGUGCUAGGCCAUUCGAAGGGCUGAAAUUUGUUGAUGUUGGCUGUGGAGGAGGAAUUUUGUCAGAGCCCUUGGCACGAAUGGGAGCUACAGUUACUGGAGUUGAUGCAGUGGAUAAAAAUAUCAAAAUUGCCCGUCUUCAUGCUUAUACACAGGAGUCUGAUCCAGCCACUUCAUCCAUUGAAUAUCUUUGUACAACAGCUGAAAAGUUGGUAGAAGAACAGAGACAAUUUGAUGCGGUACUUGCUUUAGAGGUGAUUGAGCAUGUGGCAGAUCCUGCUGAAUUCUGCAAGUCACUUGCAGAGUUAACUGUUCCUAAUGGAGCUACUAUGGUUUCAACAAUUAACCGCACCAUGCGAGCUUAUGCUACUGCCAUUGUUGCUGCAGAAUACAUUCUUCAAUGGCUUCCGAAAGGUACUCAUGAAUGGUCAAAGUUUCUUACCCCUGAGGAAGUUGCCUUGAUCCUUCGACGAACUUCUGUUACUGUUCAAGAGAUGGCUGGUUUUGUGUACAAUCCGUUGUCUGGAAAGUGGCUUUUAUCUGAUGAUAUAAGUGUAAAUUUCAUUGCAUUUGGAACUAAAAGCUCCGAAGAAUAGCAACAUAUCAUAGGGUCUCUGUCUUCCUGUUCUUGAAUUGAGCUAAUUAUAAUGUUGUCUAGUAGACUAUAGAAUUACGUUUUUUGCAGAGCCGGAAAAUAAUUGUUAAUUCCUGAGUGUAGUGGGCGAUAUUGAUGUAAAUAUGUUUGAAAGUGUCAUAGAACAGGAUUUAGUUUAUUUUUGAAUUAUUUAUUGAAUAAAACUCUCACCAAGUUUUCCAAUCAAUACAUUUACAAUGUACUCUUAGAAAUUUUCUAAGAUGAGAGUUUCCUGAUUGUUAAGACAUAAAGAGUUGGUAAUUUGGUUCACAUUUGA